AUGGCAGCAGCGAGUGGACGAGGACCAGGGAACGGCGAGGGGGGCAGUGGCAGCCGUGAAGACCUGAAGUCGCAGCUGGAGCAGAUACAGCGGCAGUUUGACGAGAGCGAGUCCGAGGAGGGCAAGCAGGCCAAGAAGAAGCACUUCCCGUUUUCCGGGAUGCUCAGCCGGCGCGACGCGCGGAACGCGCUCCCGGUGUUUGCGGGCAGCAACACGCACAGCGCGGUGCUGAAGGCGAACUCGGGCAAGGACAUGAACUUUGUGGUUGACUUGAGCGAGAACCUACUGCUGGAAUGCCGAAGGUUGCAGGCUGAGAACGAGAAGAAGUCCACGAAGCUUCGCACGCUACAGCAGGACUACGAGGCGCUCCAGACGAGCUUCAACCAACUCACACAGCGGUUCCAGAACGCGUCGAAGGAGAGCGAGUCGCUCAAGGACGACAACUGGGAGCUCGAGAUGAAGUUGCAGACGCUCUCGCAGGAGUUCAAGGACUUGACGGAGUCCUUCAACAAGAAUCGCAAGGAAUUACAGCGGCAAGUGAACUUGUCGACAGAGAUCAAGACCGAGUUGGAGGAGGUCUCGCUACGGGAGCUAGGGCUCCAGGGCGAGCUGGGUUCGAAACAACAGCGGUAUUUAUCCGAGAUUGCGGAGCUCAAAGACCACGUAAAGGAGCUCAACGACGAGAAUGACCAGCUCAACUCUAAGGUUGAAGUCCUCACGUCCCAGGUAGAGAAGCUCACCCAGGAAGUGGAGAAGAGCAAAGAUAUAAUCAAGAGGCAGUCGGUCCUUACCAUGGGCACUGCCGACUCCUUUGGCGGUGAGCUAGACGACAGUGUGCGACAGGCCAUGGUGCCCUCAUCGCCAUCCCGGCAUCCCAUGACCUCUGCGGAGCAGGGCUUGGAAUAUCAAACGUUAAAGGCCAGUUUGACACACGCGACCCAGACUAUAGCGAAGUUGCGACAGCAGAUUAUCCGUAUGAAGGCUGACAAGACCUUUGAUAGAUCUGGUGAUUCUCCGCGGACCAACAGACCUGCGUUGCGGACGCCGAAGGCUAAGCGAAAGGCGUUUACCUUUGCAGACCCGCCCAGUGGUUCUCUAACACCGACAUUCAAGAACGCUUCCUAUACAAUACAUGAGGGCUCCGUAUUUAUGAGCGAUAAGGACGACGACAGCGAUGACGACACUUUUGAUGUCAAUGAUGGCCUUGACCAGGCCACGACGCCUAGACUAGAAAGCGAGCUUCAUUUUGGUCCUGCGGAUAUGGACAUUGCCUCGAUAGGGUCAGAAACGAUGGAUAGAAAUCCAUUGGCAAAUGCAUUAUCCGCAGAUAGCUAUGGUGACUUCAAGCUGCCACUCGAUAGAGGAGACAUUGAAGAAUAUGCCAAGCAACACAACUUGGUGUUAGUCUCUGAUGAGGAAUACCAGCGGUUGCAGUUAGCCUCUCCAGGUUCUCUCGAAGAUCCACAGAAGAUUGCUCGGCUCCAGUCGAGCGGUUACAAGGUUAUUACUAUCUCCGAGUAUGAAGCAUUAUCAGAAAAGGCGAACCUGGUCUCAGCUCCGCCCUUGGAAUUUUUAGAAGAACAGGCGAAGAAUAUCGGGAAAGUAAUAAUUGAUCAGGAGGAGUACGCUUCACUCCAGGAUCCUUCAGUAACGGAUAUUAUUUCAAAAGCAGAAUCACAUGGAUUCGAUGUAUUAUCUAAAUCGGCGCAUCAACAGAUGCUAAAAAGUAUUGAGCAGCCAACUCUAGAAUAUUUGCAGUCCAAGCUCCAGCAGCAUUCAAUGAAAGCAAUAAAAUUAAACGAUUAUGCCCUCUUUGAAAAUCCUACAGAAGAUUACUUGUCUUCGAAAGCCAGGCUACUGGAAAAGAGCUUGGUUAACUCUUCUGAGCUUGCAGAAUUGAGGAAGAUCUCACAGGAGCCUUCCUUUGAUUAUCUUUCUCGUGCAGCCGCCAACAUUUCCUGUCAACUUUUGCCUGACGAUCAAUUUGAUGCUCUCAACAAGAAAGCAAAUUCGCCAACUUUGGAGCAUUUGAAAAGCGCAUCGGCUGCUUUGGAUCAUGUGCUAGUUGAUAAGGACGAAUAUGAACACCUGUUAAACCCCCCAUUAGAAAAACUCGCAGAUUUAGCCGCGACUUAUAAACAUGCUCUUUUAUCGCAGCAUGAGCAUGAAAGCUUGUUGCAUCCUUCUGCCGAGUUGUUAACGAAACGAUUGACCGAGCUCGAUCAAGUAAUGUUACCAAAGGAGAAAUACGAAAAUUUAUUAAGCCCUACGAAGCAUGAUAUUGAACAAUAUGCCGCUGCUUGUAACCAUAUAUUAGUGUCUGAUGAAGAUUUUAAGCAACUCACAUCGCCUUCAAUCUCUGUGGUAAUACAGAGGGCUUCAGAGCUAGCCCAUGCCGUCGUACCGAACGAAGAAUUGGAAGCCUUGAAGCAUCCUGACUUGGAGACGAUUAAGUCACAUUUAAGUGAAAUCGCUUACACAGCAUUACCGAUAGAAGAAUUGGGCAAUAUGAAAAAUCAGAUAUCUAAUCCAACCUUGGAUCAUAUAAGUGCAAAAGCAAAGCAGCACCAAAGCGUUCUACUACCAAUUGAUACAUACAACAAGUUAUUAGAGGAUUCAUCUGAUCCAUCCAUGGACAUGGUAAAGAAGCAUAUUGAGAAAAAGGACAAGAAAGAACUAUUAUCUUGGUUAGCACAACAGUUAGACAGUCAUAUCAUGAAGAACUCGGAACAUGCUGAACUACUAAAGAGAUUAGACUCUCCUACUCUCGAAUUUUUGGCAGAGAAAGCCAAGGCAUAUGAUUAUUUGUUGUUUGAAAAGAAAGAGCACGAUAUUCUUCUUUCUACCAUGGAAAAUCCAGCCAUCGACUACUUACAAACGAAAGCCAAGAACCAUAAUAUGAUUGUCAUUUCUGCUGAUUACUAUGAUGAGUUGAAGCAGAUAUACGAGAGCCCAGAUGAAGGCUUCCUCAAGAAACAUGCAUCUGAAAGAAACUUGGAAAUCCUUGAUUCGAACGUUCUUCUGGAUUUGAGAACAGUAGCCGAAUCACCUUCUCUCGAUCAUUUGAAGAAUAAAGCUGCAGCUGCUGGGUAUGCACUAAUUUCCGUUUCAGAAUUAGAAGCUUUGAACACAUUGGCCAACUCUCCACCUUUAUCACAUGUUAUUUCGAGUGCUUCCACUUAUAAGCAUGAAGUUAUAGAGGCAACCGCUCUCAAUGUUCUACGAGAAAAGGCAGAUGCUCCUUCUUUAGAUCAUCUUCAGAGUUGCGCUGCGGCUAUUGAUUAUAUGCUUGUAGCAAUGGCUGAGUAUAAUAAACUCGUUUCAACUCUAGAGGCGCCUCCGAUCGAAUUCCUUGAAGAAAAAGCGCGUGCCCAUCAGCAAUCUCUAAUACCUGAGAAUGAUCUAAUUGCGCUAACAAGCAAGCUUGAAGAACCUCCAUUGGAAUACAUAUCUCAGAAGGCUCGUGGUUUGAAGCAUGUACUACUUCCUUUGGAAGAGCACAAAUCCCUAUUGGAAAAUGCCAAUAACCCUAGUUUGGAACAUUUGAAGACGAAAGCCGAAGAUAACGGAUAUGUUGUUGUUCCUUAUGAUGAACAUAAACGUCUUGUUAUUCUUUCAGAGGAUCCAACCUUGGAACAUCUAUCAGAGAAAGCGAAAGCACGUGGCCAUGUGGUUGUAAAUGAAUCUCGCUAUGAGGACUUACAGUCUUUGGCGAAUUCACCAGAUCUCAAUCACUUGUGUGAUAAGGCGAAACUUCUGGGCUGCAUUGUCGUUAAUUCGUCCGAUCAGGAUGCUUUGUUGAAGUCAAUUGAACAACCGUCUCUUGGCUACUUGAAAGAAAAGGCAGAAGCGUAUGCACAUAAUUGUGUUCCAACUGAAAAAUACUUGGAACUUAAGAAGCUAGUUGAGGACCCUGAUUUAGCCUACUUGGAAAAGAAAGCGACUGAAAGGGAAGCAACCUUAAUCAAGCUAGAUGCCUAUAAAGCUUUGCUUGAGAAGGCUGAUAGUCCUUCUUUACAACAUCUAUCUGAUAAAGCUGAAUCUUUGGAUCAUUUAGUAGUGGCAAGAAACGAGUUUAAUGAUCUUCGCUCGUUGGCAGCACAACAUUCUGAUUUAUUAGCCAAACUUGAAGCUCCUUCUUUGGAAUACUUGAAAGAAAAGACCGUUGGUUAUGAGUUGGUACCUUUAGAUACUUACUCAGACCUCAAACAGACCUUUGAUGAUCCUUCUUUGGACUUCUUGAAGAACAAAUCAAAAGAAAAGGGAUUUGAUUUAGUUGCUAUAACCGAGUAUAAGGAGCUAUUAAGACGGGCCGUUGAUCCUACGUUAGAUGAAAUGGCCGAUGUACUGCGAAAGACUGGCCGUGUGAUUUUAUCUCAGGAUAUUGCAGAUAAGCUUCAAAAAACAGCGGAAUCUCCCUCAAAAUCAUUCUUGGCUGAAAAGGCAGCCACGAUGGGCCUCCUUCUUGUUGAAAAGGAAAAGUACGACGUCCUUUUGAAGAAAUCCUCUGAUAAAGAUACGAUUUUGUCUUCAAUCCAAGGCUUUGGUUUCAUCCCUAUUCCUAUACCCGAAUUAUCACUACUAAAAAAUUCUGCGGUUGAUAAAGCUUCGUUGGCAACCUUGAAAGGAAGGCUAUCUGAUUUAGGCUACGUACCUGUAGCUAAAGCAGAACUUGAGGAAUUGAAUCGCCCCGCCGUUGAACGUAUUGAUAAGUCUGACACAAUUAAACUAUGCGAACAGUACCAGUUGAAGCCUAUCUCGAUUGAAGAAUACAAAAAGUUGAAAGAGGACUCAAAGCCUGUGGUACAUUCCGAGGAUGAAUUGAUUCAAAUGGUGUCAUCUCAUGGUUACGUUGUUAUCCCUGAAAGCAGCUAUAACCAGUUGAAGGAAGCAGCUGAAUCACCCAACGUGGAUGCUAUUACCAAGCAUGCUGCAACGCAUAAAAUGGUAUUGGUUGACCAAGAUGAACAUAACCAGCUUCUGGAGACUCUGGCCCGACCAUCUAUUGAGCACUUGACAGAGAAGGCAGCUGAUCUUGGUUUUAAAGUCAUUAAGCUAAACGAAUAUGAAAGGAUUUUUUCGCUCAUCGAAUCUCCUUCGAAGGCUUUCAUUGAAGAACAUGCUACAGAGUUGGGUUAUGUCCUUCUUACGAAUGAUGAGAAAGAUGAGCUAACCCAGUUAGCAACGGCUCCUACUGUCGCACAGCUAACGAGUAGGGCAGGCUCUCAUAACAUGCGCCUAGUUGAUCAAGACAAAUAUGAAGAAUUGCUGCGCAAGUCUGAAUUCCCUACCUUGGAAGAAUUGACUGAGAAGGCGUCCAAUUUGAAAAUGAGCUUGGUUUUGAGCAAGGAAUAUGAAACCCUAUUGAAGAAAGUUUCUGAUCCAGAACUCCCUGUUAUCGAGACUUCAGCUGCCAAGUUAGGUUAUGUUCUAGUUUCUGCAGACGACUACAACUCUCUAAAGGAGCAGCUAAAAUCACCAUCUAUGGAAUACCUAGAUGAAAAAGCCAAGAAUCUUGAGUAUGUGCUUGUGCAAAAGGUCGAUUUUGAAACUUUGAAGUCAAAGAUCGAGGAACCUGACGAGCAAUUUAUUGCUGAAAAAGCCACUAUCUAUGGGAAGAUUCUAGUCUCAUCUGAGGUGCACCAGGAAAAUAAUAGAAAGCUAACGUCACCAGAUAUCUUGUUUAUUUCUGAAUUAGCUUCUAAGAUUCAUCAUGCCGUCCUUCCGAUCGCAGAAUUAGAUGGAUUAAAGAAGCAAAUUUCAGAACCUACACUGGAAUAUUUGGUUGAAAAGGCUGCAAUUAUUGACCAGGUAGUGGUGUCGAAGGCUUUUUACGAUACCUUGCAAAACAAAAUAAGCCACCCUACAGUUGAAGAGCUUACAUCUCUGGCCAAGAGACUUGACUAUUCCGUUCUCCCUUCUGUAGAACUUCAAAAACUGCGUGCUCAGAUUGAAAACCCGUCCACAGCUUACUUGGAUGAUAUUGCCGGUAAACAUGGUAAGAUUCUAAUUGGCAAGAAAGAAUACUUACAGUUAUUAGAGGUCUCAACAAAGCCAAGCAUAGAGUUUUUGUCCAAUCAUGCCGAAAUAUAUGAUUCCGUUGUUGUUACUUGUGAAGAGUUCGAUGCUUUAAAACAACUUGCUGAACACCCAGAUUUGGAGCACCUCCGCACGAAGGCAGAUUCAAAGGGGUUUGUUCUUAUUGAGAAGUCCUCCUACGAUAGUCUCCAAUAUCAAUUAAGUUCCCCAACUUUCGACUUCUUAUCUGCUGAAGCAGAAAAAAUCGAUCAUUCUAUUGUCCCGAAAAAAAGAUUAGAUGAACUAACCUCAAUCGAAGAAACCCCUUCCUUAUCGUUCUUAAUCGACAAUCUUCUAACUCAAAGUCAUGUUGCCGUAAAGAAGGAGACGUAUGAGACAUUACAAACCAAUUUUGAAAAACCGUCUCUAGAAUUUCUUUCUGAGAAAGCGCGGGACUGUCAUCAAAAAGUUCUUCUUGAUGAAGCAGAAUAUGAAGAUCUUAUUGCUCAAUUAGAGAAUCCUAGCGUGGACUACCUAAAAGAGAAGAUUAAAGAGAGCAAUCAUGUUGUUGUUGAUAUUGAAGAAUAUAACAGCUUGUUGAAAAGCGCGGCCGCUCCAACCUUAGACGAAAUUAAACAGAUGGCGCACGAUCUUUUGCACUCUGUUAUUCCAGAUCAAGAAUAUACAAGUAUGAAACAGGAGCUUGACAACCCAUCCAUCGAGUUUUUAAUGGAAAAGUCCGAAGCUAUAAAAUAUUCUCUUCUACCUUCUGAUCUCGUUGCAAGCAUGAAAAACUCCUUAGAAUAUCCAACAGAAGAAUACUUGCAAGAAAAAUCGCUCGGUUUCUCGAAGGUUUUGGUUGAUGAAAAGGAGUAUGCUAAGCACCUACAUGAAUUAUCAUCUCCUUCCAUUUCUUAUCUAGAAGGACAUGCAGUGAAGUAUGGAAAGGUCUUAGUACCAAAGGACAGAUGGGACGAAUUAGAACACUUGGCCGCCGAUCCGCCUGAAGAUUUCUUGUUGAAGCACGCACAGCUAACUGGCAAAACGUUGGUUAGUGUAGAAGAUUUGAAGAAGUUGCGUAAUUCUGCAGAACAUCCAUCGUGGCAGAAAGUCAAGUCUGUUGCGCAGGAAAAGGAGUUUACUUUAAUUUCUAACGAUCACUAUCAGGCGCUAGAGAGUACUGUAAAGGAGCCAACCAUUGAUUUUAUUAAAGAACACCUAGAUGAGUCAGAAUGGUGCUUGUUAACAAAGAAAGAUUAUGAUGAAUUGAAAACUCAGGUUGACACCCCUGCCUUAGACUAUCUUGAGGAACAAGCCGUGAAGAACGGCUAUGCACUUGUUCUCCAAGAAGAAUUCAAGAAACUUUCUGACCCUAGCUCUGAAUUUUUGCACUCCGCAGCAGCUUCGCGUGGUCUUGCGCUUCUAGAGGGAGAUAAAUACAAUAGGUUGGUUGAAUCAAGUAUCGAGAACUUGUCUGAAGCGAGACUAAUAGACUUAUGCACAAGAUUAAACUUAAAGCCUAUCCCUAUUGAUCAGUACGAAAGGUUAAUAUCUCCAGAUGCAGAAAAGGUCUCUGAAUAUGCUGCUGGUUAUGGAUUGGUCACCGUCAUCUCAGAAGAGUACCAUUUACUACAGGCCAAGGCCGAAAAUCCUGAUAAGCCAACUUUGAUCAAGUCCGCUGAAUUGCUAGGGUUAAAGGUGUUGACCAGUAGUGACUACUCAGAGUUAGUAUCUAAGGCUGACAAAGUUGAUCAUUUUACAAGGUCUGAUAUUGAAAGCAUGGCAGAAUCAUUGGGACUCGUUGCUAUUCCGCUUUCUAGAUACAAUGAACUCCUGGAGGAGCUAAGAGAGGUCACCGCUAUCAGUGGCGCUGGCCAUCGCUCAAAGGUAUUGGCAAGCAAAGAGUAUUUUGAGCACGUUAUCCGCCAGGAGAAUAUUUCUAACAGAGAUAAAGUUUUUGAAUCGGCUAAAUCUCUGGGCUUCGUCACUCUCUCUUCGCAAGAGUACAAGGACUUGGUCAAGAACCAGAAAGAUCAUGUUUUAUCUAAAGCAGAUGUGUUUUCUGGGGCUAAACAGUUUGAUCUAUCUGUUCUACCAACCGAUGAGUAUAAGGCGUUGUUGAAGAGAGCGACCUCUAGAGAAAACAUAACGUACGAUGAGUUACAGAUACUAGCAUCACAACUGGACUAUAAGCUAGUUCCAAUCUUUUCACAGCAGACUCCAACCUUAGCUCCUCCUAAGAGAAUUUCACAAGAAAUUACGACCUUAAAACAGAGCAAGAUCCGGACCGGUUCAGAAUAUUCAGAACAAAGCUCCGUCUCCACAAGCACCAUGGAAUACUAUGACGCUUACCAGACGGCAUCUACUGUGACAGCUGGCCGUGUUAGGAAUAGUAUUAUUUCUUCUUCGUCUGAAUAUACUGAUGCGCUAGACCUUCCUGAAGAAGAAAUACCGGACAAUCAUUCUUUUGCUUCUACCAUUCGUCGCGAGUCAUCUCCAUCAAUAGAGACUUUGCGUGAACGUGCCAAGUCUUUGGGUUACAUAUUGGUUCGCGCAGAUGCCUCGCUGGUUAGUGAGAAUAGUAGCGACAAGAAUGCUACUGUUCCACAAAUUGUUGAUCCAAAGCUUGGUGAUCUUCCAGAACUCUUCCAGGACGAUGGAUCUGCUGGGAGUGACUCAGGAAGCUUUGUCAGUACCUGGAAUGAAAAAACAGUCUCUGACAGAGCGGGGAAGCUGGGCCUGAUGGUCGUUACAGCGGACCAGUUCAAAGAAUAUGAACAAUUGAAGACUGUCAGCCCCAAGGAUCAACUUGCUCAGCAGGCGAAGGAGCUAGAUAUGGUGCUAAUUGAUGCUGCUGAACUAUACGAAUUAAGAAGCAAAGUUUCCGAUGGACUGUCUGGCGAUUUGAACUCUGACUUUGUCUUGAGCAAGGAGAUCAUUCUUGAGAAUGCUCAUAGUUAUGGUUUAACGGUUCUUCAAACGGAAGAGUAUCUUCAAUUACAGAGUAGUUUGGAGAGAGAACAGGUAACGUCCUACAACAUUGCCGAGAAAGCAACUACAAUUGGCUACGUUGCACUUCCAAGAACCGAGUACGAUGAACUUGUAGCUUCGCAAGCUUCUACGAAAGAACAGAAUUUUGAGGUAUACGCGGCGGAAAAUGGCAAGGUCAUAGUGGAUAAAUCUGAGUAUCACGAUUUGAAGAUCAAAGCUAUCCCAGUGAUUUCACCAUUGCCUCAAAUGAGCAAAGAGCAGAUGGUUGAAAAGGCCAAGGAACUUGGAAUGGUAGCUUUGCUCAUUGACGAGUAUGAGAAGUUAAAGAGCCCUAUUUCCGAUAACGCUUUGAAUGCAACAGCGAAGGACCGUGGAAAGGUUGUUCUCCUAAAGGAAGAGUACAACCGCUUAUUGGAACUCGAAGAAAAGUGUGCCUGUGAUAACAUGACGAAGGCCCAACUUAUUGAAAGAUCACAAUCGCAUGGUAUGAUCGUUUUAGAAUCAACGAAAUAUGACAAAAUGAAGGAACAUAUUGCCAUAAGGACUUCAGGUAUUACAGUCGCAGAUAUUCUAUCGAAGUCCACUGAGUAUGGUUUAGUACCUAUACCAAAAGAACAAUUUGAACAGAUUAAAAUGGAAUUAGAGCAUCCAAAGUUUACUAGAGAGAUGAUUGUUGACCACGCUGGUGACUUCGACUUAAUUGCAGUGGAAUUAAAGGAAUACAAUCGCCUCAAAAAGCAAUCGCAGUUCUCCUUUGGUGACAUUUUCGAUAGCAUUAACACUGACGAGGAAAGUGAAGCAUCUGAUUUUGAAUAUCAUGAUGACGAGAUAAAGCAGCUUAACAAGACAGCCAAACGCUUUGGGUUAUUAUGUAUUCCAGAAGCUGCGUUUAUCGCUACUUCCGUCGCUAGCACGCCUGAUGUCGAUAAUGUCGUCGUGCUACCAAUAAGCUACUAUAAUAAGUUGAUUGCGAAUGAAGCAAAGAGCCUCGAAAAGCUGACUGACUGGGAUCUUCAGUCAGAAGCUAAAAAACGUGGCUAUCAUAUAAAUUUCAGCUUCAAGAAGGAGGACGCCCCACCGCCGCCUUCAACCCUAUGUCCUCCACGGAUGCCGAAGUUUUCCCCAAACCGUUCGACUUUGUCACUAGACUCAAAAACUACUAGAAGGGCGUUUAAUGAGGCUGCUACUGUCGCCGCACAGAGCGAAUUUGAACAGCUGUCGAGAACCGGCUCGAAAUUACAAUCAAGUACCUCAUCCCUAGCACGCAAUCCUACUGCAGGAACGUCCGACACGCCUGGGAACAAUGGUGGCAAUAUGACACCUAAUCUAUUCCCUAGUCGUCGUAACUCUGUGGACAUGGGCAUUUCGUUAGCGACAGUCGCUUCUCUAAGCGAGCCAAGCAUUAUCCCCGCUUUGACCCAAACUGUUAUUGGUGAAUACCUAUACAAGUAUUACCGUCGUUUAGGCCGCUUCUCACAGCAUGAGAGCUCGCGCCACGAACGCUAUUUCUGGGUACAUCCUUACACUUUAACGCUAUAUUGGUCCACCUCGAAUCCUGUACUAGCAAACCCUGGUUCGACUAAAACGAGGGCGGCUGCAAUACUGGCUGUAGAUAGUGUUGAUGACCCCAACCCAUUCCCAGCAGGCCUAUAUCAUAAGAGUAUCGUUGUGAAGACUGAAGCGCGCGACAUCAGAUUUACGUGCCCGACGAGACAGCGACACAACAUUUGGUUCAAUACUCUACGCUACUUACUACAAAGAAAUAUGAAUGGCAUUACGUUGGAUGAUGGUAAUGACUCUGCUGGUCGUAUUACCUGUCUACCUGGCGAGGAUCCGAGGGAUGCGACAAACCGUUUGUCAACAACCAGGCAUGUAAGCGUGUCAUCUAAACACCUAAGAAGGACAGACUCGAUGUUCACUUUAAGAUAA
Molecule: messenger RNA, 10938 nt
Organism: Eremothecium gossypii ATCC 10895
Lineage: Eukaryota; Fungi; Ascomycota; Saccharomycetes; Saccharomycetales; Saccharomycetaceae
Gene: NUM1
Product: Num1p
Exons: 1
Coding region: 1-10938 (3645 amino acids)
Biological process (GO): maintenance of protein location in cell cortex; dynein-driven meiotic oscillatory nuclear movement; microtubule cytoskeleton organization
Cellular component (GO): cell cortex; mitochondrion; cellular bud tip
Molecular function (GO): tubulin binding; phospholipid binding
Source: RefSeq, marked provisional